UUGGUGUUUGUCACAAAAUGGGGUUGAAGCACUUUAUCACCCUCAUUUGCAUACUCAAUCUCCAUCUCUUACCCACAUUUGCAGAUGAUACAACUAAUUCAAGCACCUUAGAGACAUACAUAAUCCAUGUCGAUGGAAACCUCGGUCUUUUCGAUCGAUUCGAAAACUUAGAGAGUUGGUACACCUCAUUCUUGCCAACAUCAAACUCAAACAGCCGAGGAAGAAUUGUCUACUCCUACCGCAAGGUGUUCAAAGGCUUCGCCGCUCGAUUAUCGGCUGACGAAGUGAAAGCUAUGGAGAACCACCCGGCCUUCAUAUCGGCUCGGCCUGAAAGAAAAUUGGACAAGCACACAACCCAUUCCCCAAACUUCUUGGGCUUGAACCAAAAUAUGGGAUUUUGGCAAGGCUCAAACUAUGGUAAAGGGGUUAUCAUAGGUGUCUUGGACACGGGAGUUCUCCCGAGUCACCCUUCGUUUAGCGACGAGGGGAUGCCGCCCCCUCCCGCCAAAUGGAAGGGGAAAUGCGAGUUCAAUCAGACGGCGUGCAAUAACAAGAUCAUCGGCGCCAGAUACUUCAACUCCUUCGACGAUAGCCCGUUGGAUGACGAUGGGCACGGGACCCACACGGCGAGCACCGCUGCCGGAAGCUUUGUGAGAGGCGCCAACGUGUUUGGCAAUGCUAACGGCACUGCCGCCGGCAUCGCCCCUAUGGCCCACCUAGCCAUCUAUAAAGUGUGCUCCUUAUUUUGUUCCGAAAGCGAUAUACUUGCCGCAAUGGAUACUGCCAUCGAAGAUGGAGUGGAUAUACUUUCCCUUUCUCUUGGAGGGCUCUCUUUUAGCUUUUAUGACGACAGCAUCGCGUUAGGCGCGUUUAGCGCCAUGGAGAAUGGCAUAUUAGUCAGUUGCUCGGCGGGGAACGAUGGUCCGUUCAACAUCUCGUUGUCGAACGAAGCCCCAUGGAUCCUGACGGUUGGUGCUAGCACUAUCGACAGAAAGAUCAGGGCGACGAUCUUGCUUGGAAACAACGAAACUCUCGACGGCGAAUCAACUUUUCAGCCGUCGGAUUUUCCACCGACAUUGAUGCCUCUUGUCUACGCCGGAUCGCUAAACACGAGCGAUCCAAAUAUACAAUUUUGUACUCCGACAUCGUUAAACAAAAGCGAUCUCCGAGGAAUGGUAGUAGUGUGUGAAAUCGGAGUGGUGGCAAGAGUUUCCAAAGGAAUAGCAGUGAAGAAUGCCGGUGGAUCCGCCAUGAUUCUCGUGAAUCCUCGAAUUUACGCAAAUAUGACCUUGGCAGAAGCCCACGUUCUUCCGGCCGCACAUGUAAGCUAUGCCGACGGAUUGAAGAUCAAGACUUACAUAAACUCAACCAUCACACCAACGGCCACAAUACUAUUCAAAGGCACUAUAAUUGGCGACGACCGGGCCCCAGUCGUUGCGGGUUUUUCAUCCCGAGGGCCCAAUUACAUUAGUCCUGGUAUCCUAAAGCCCGACAUUUUAGGGCCUGGAGUCAACAUUCUUGCGGCAUGGCCGGUCUCGGUGGAGAACAACACCAACACGAAUUCCACAUUCAACAUUAUCUCCGGCACAUCUAUGUCGUGCCCACACCUGAGCGGCGUAGCGGCGCUGCUCAAGAGCUCGCACCCCAAUUGGUCACCAGCGGCCAUAAAGUCAGCCAUCAUGACCACUGCCGAUGUCGUGAACCUAGCCCUAAACCCGAUCGAGGACGAGCGCUACGUUCCGGCAAACAUAUUCGCCACUGGCUCGGGCCAUGUGAACCCGUCCCGAGCCAACGAUCCAGGGCUUGUGUACGAUAUCAAACCGGAAGAUUACAUCCCUUAUCUCUGCGGCUUGAACUACACGAACCGACAGGUCGGCUUUAUUCUCCAACGGAAGGUGGAUUGCUCAGUGGAAUCAAAAAUACCAGAAGCCCAGCUCAACUACCCCUCGUUCGCCAUUAGAUUUGGUCGCUCGCAGCCGAUUUCUCAGACGUACACGAGAUCGGUCACAAAUGUGGGCGAGCCCGUUUCGUCGUACGUUGUCGAGAUUGUCCCGCCACCUGGCAUUGGUGUGCUAGUUGAACCCUCUAACCUCGACUUCUCCGAGGCUAACCAGACACUGCAGUACCAAGUGACGUUCACCGGGCCCGAAUCUACCACGAAUACCACUGUUUAUAUUCAAGGUUACCUGAAAUGGAAUUCCAGCAAGUAUUAUGUGCGGACUCCGAUUGCCGUUACAUUGCGCUGA
This is a messenger RNA of Erythranthe guttata (spotted monkey flower), 2246 nucleotides long. Its product is annotated as subtilisin-like protease. The record is from RefSeq and is a predicted model, not a curated record. Gene Ontology annotation, molecular function: serine-type endopeptidase activity. Gene Ontology annotation, biological process: proteolysis. NCBI's taxonomy places the organism in Eukaryota, Viridiplantae, Streptophyta, Magnoliopsida, Lamiales, Phrymaceae.